This is a messenger RNA of Anolis sagrei ordinatus, 2774 nucleotides long. It is a transcript of the gene P4HA3, whose product is annotated as prolyl 4-hydroxylase subunit alpha 3. Gene Ontology annotation, molecular function: iron ion binding; procollagen-proline 4-dioxygenase activity; L-ascorbic acid binding. Gene Ontology annotation, biological process: peptidyl-proline hydroxylation to 4-hydroxy-L-proline. The record is from RefSeq and is a predicted model, not a curated record. Gene Ontology annotation, cellular component: endoplasmic reticulum. Lineage: Eukaryota; Metazoa; Chordata; Lepidosauria; Squamata; Anolidae.
UUGAGCCAAGACGCCUGCCAGAGUUUAGCAAUGUCUAGUGAGUGCAGAGAAGGGGGGGAAAUCUCCGCUCCAAAAGUCCCUUUCCCCAUCUGUUUCCCAUCUCGUCUCAUUCCUCUUUCCGAGGCGAAAGGGUCGGCUGCAUCUUCCCUUUGUGGGCCAGACUCCACAGGAGAAGCCGAGGGUGAGCUUCCACCGGGAGAGACAUCCAACCAUUCCUUUCGAAGGACAAAGACGAAGGGAGAAAGCUUUAUCGAUCAGGAAAGAUGUGGUGGCUUGGUGUGGCUUUCCUCCUGAGUGUCUUGCCAAGGGCGCACGCAGAAACCUAUACGUCCAUGCUGAGCAUCCAUCAGGCGAUGGAGACCGAAGGACAACUGCUUCGGAGUUUGGACUCUUACCUGGAUCAAGAGGCCAAGCGGCUCCAAGACCUCCGCAGAUUCUAUGAGAAGAUCCAAGCCUUGCACCAAGGGGCGGGCAAGACGGUGGCCAACCCUUUGCUGGCGUAUGCCCUGAUCAAGAGGUUGCAGUCGGAUUGGCUGAACGUGGUCUACAGCGUGGAGGCGAGCGAGAACAGCCAAGCACUCAAGAAUGACUACCGGAGACUGGAGGAGGACCUCCCUGCCUUCGAGGACCUGGAAGGUGCAGCGCGAGCCGUGAUGCGCUUGCAGGAUGUCUACUCUUUGAGUGUCAAAGACUUGGCCAAAGGAAGGUUCCGGAGAAACAGCAACGUGCCCCUUGCCGAUAUAUACAGCCCUGGACAGGACUUCCCUUUGUCGGCUGACGACUGCUUCCAGAUUGGCAAGGUUGCGUAUGACAUGGAAGAUUAUUACCAUUCCAUUUUGUGGAUGGAGGAAGCCGCCAGCCUUUUCCGUGUCUCCUACGGAAACUGGAACACAGAAGACGAGGGAAGCCUUGAAGACGCUUUGGACCAUUUGGCCUUCUCCUAUUUUAAGGCAGGAAACAUUUCUCAUGCCUUAAGCCUCUCCCAAGAAUUCCUCCACUAUGAUCCGAGCAACAAGAGGAUGGCCAGGAAUGUCUUAAAAUACGAGAAGCUUUUGGUAGCCAAACCCAAUGAUGAGAACGAAGAAGUGGCUCUUCAGAGGCCCAACGUGACCCACAUCGAAACCAGAGACACUUACGAAUGGUUGUGCCAGACUUUGGGCUCUCAGCCAAGCCAUUACGAGAGCCCCAGCUUGACCUGCUCUUUCGAGACGAAUGGGGACCCGCUGCUGUUUCUCCAGCCGCUGAAAAGGGAAGUUGUCCACCUGAAGCCCUACCUGGCCCUUUACCACGACUUCGUCAGCGACUCCGAAGCUGAGACCCUCAAAGCCUUGGCCGCCCCUUUGUUACAGAGAUCGGUGGUUGCCUCCGGAGAAAAGCAACAGGAAGCAGACUAUCGAAUCAGCAAAAGUGCCUGGCUGAAAGACACCUUGGACCCAGUGAUCUUGGCACUGGAUCGCCGGAUCGCAGCCCUUACUGCCUUGAACGCCCAACAUCCUUACGCAGAAUACCUGCAAGUGGUGAACUAUGGGUUGGGGGGACACUACGAACCCCAUUUUGACCACGCCACAUCAAGACAAAGUCCCCUUUACAGACUGAAAUCCGGAAACCGAAUAGCCACUUUGAUGAUUUAUCUGAGUUCGGUGGAAGCUGGUGGAUCCACAGCCUUCAUCUACGCGAACCUUAGCAUCCCUGCCGUCAAGAACGCAGCUCUGUUUUGGUGGAACCUCCAUAGGAACGGAGACGGGGACGACGACACGCUCCAUGCUGGAUGCCCGGUCCUUGCUGGAGACAAAUGGGUGGCCAACAAAUGGUUCCAUGAACACGGGCAGGAGUUUCGAAGGCCGUGCGGCACUGACUCAGACGACUAGCGAAACCCAGAGCCUUGCAUUCAGAUGCCAAAAAAUCUCAAAAUUGCAACUGGUAGGGAAAGAGGAUCCGUGAAUUCUUCUCCUUCUUCCCAUCCUGAUGCAGCCAUGCCUGGAGGGACCACCUGGGAGGCCGAGAAGCGUCCAAAAGCAUGUCUUGGCAAGCUUUGGCGCAGGCAUUUAUUUAAAGAGAGAGCUGUCAGGUGCGGAGAACGAAGAGACCGGUCUCCUGAGCAGGAGAGAACGGAGCGACUGGUAGUCCAACAGAUAGACUGAGAAGCCUUCUUCUAUCUAUCCCAGGGAAUACAUACCUGGGACCAUACCUGGAGAGACCAGUAUCUGUUUAUGGGGAGUCUUAAAGACCCCAAAAAGCACAAGAGCUCGACUGAUCCUGGAUGCUAAGCAGGGUCGGCCUUGGUUAGGACUCGGAUGGGAGACCGCCAGCACAAUUUUUGUAUACAACUCCCAGGAUUGCAUAGCAUGGAGCCAGGUGUUGCAACUCAGGAUAGAUUCACCUUGCUCAAGACUCCACCACACACCAAGGCUGUAGGUUUUGUAGUUGAUUGAGGAAAAAGUAAAAUCAAAAACAUAGAAGUAAAGUUGCAAAUGUUCAGUAGCCAAAAUGGCAAAGUUUCCAAGAUUCCAAGGCAAAUAACAUGAAGUUACACAAGAAUCCAUGGCAGCAUGACAAGGUCCCCCAAAAAUCAAGAUCAAAACCAAAGUCCCAAAGAGCUAGAAGCUUUCCCCAAAAGCCGAGGUAAUUUCAGAGAAGUUAACAGGGUGUAAGCAACAUUGUGGUGUUGGAGGAAAGUGCUGAGAGUGCCUUGGACUGCGAGAAGAUCCAACCAGUCCAUCCUCCAGGAAAUAAAGCCCGGCUGCUCACUGGAGGGAAGGAGACUAGAGACAAAG